Molecule: messenger RNA, 1086 nt
Organism: Chaetomium fimeti
Lineage: Eukaryota; Fungi; Ascomycota; Sordariomycetes; Sordariales; Chaetomiaceae
Exons: 2
Coding region: 1-1086 (361 amino acids)
Source: RefSeq, a predicted model, not a curated record
AUGCAGGAAAAGCUAACGAUUAUCGACGUGCCGUGGCACCGCCAGCCGCUCGGCUUAUCAACGUCACAGUCCGCCUGCUCACCUGGCGGACGUCCAUACUCCCCAUACCCUUACCGGGACCUACCCAAGACACCGGGUGAAUGGCCCCCUUACCCCCGCAACAACACCAAGUCCACGCCAGCAUCAACGCAAAAAGGCCACGGCGGCAACUUCCACCUCUUCUCCUACCUUCCCGCCGAGCUCCGCCUGCAGAUAUGGCGCGAAGCCAUGCUCUCGGCAUGCCAGCAGGGCCGGGUCCACCGCGUCCGCCUCGCCAUCACCAACUCGGAGCCGGACUCCCCUGAAGGAAACAACAACACCAACAACAUUCCCCAAUCACAACCCAAACCAACCCUCCACAUCCUCCCCACCCCACACCUGGUCUCCUCCACCCGCGCCACCCGAGCCCUCCUAGCAAGCUGCUCCGAAGCCCGCCACGAGCUCCUCUCCCUCGACAACAACAACAACACCACAACCACCACCAUCACCAGCACCACCCUCCCCAACACCCUCCCCAUCUCCUCCCCCACAAACCCCCACCACAGCAGCACCGCCGGCAUCCUCCGCCUCAACCUCGCCCACGACCUCCUCCUAAUCUCCGAAAUCUCCUCCGCCCUGCUCUUCACCCUCUCCGACGCCCGCCACACAAACCCGGCCCUCCUGGCCCCGCUGCGCGGCGCCCGCCACCUCGGCCUCGACGUCGCGCCGCUGCUGGACGAGGCCGCGGGCUGUGCCUUCCUCUUUCCGGGUGCUGCAGUGUCGCCCGAGGUGGAGAGUGCGUUGGUCGGGUUGACGAUGCGGUUUCUGUGCCAGUUCAGGCAGGCGAUGGAUGCGCCGGCUGUGGUGACGGAUUUGGAUGAUGAGGCCGGGCUGGAGAGGCUUGAAGAUGUGAAGUUGAGGUUGUUGGGGCAUUACGUUACCAGGGAGGAUGGUGCGGAAGCGGAAGGUCUGGAGUUGUCGAGCCCGGAAAGGUGUCUUGAGUAUGCCCUGGGGAAGGAGCCGCGCUGGGUGCAGUGGGAGUGGGUUUGCCAAUGCCUUGACUGUUAG